Parasteatoda tepidariorum (common house spider) is the source of this 2244-nucleotide messenger RNA. Its product is annotated as glucose-6-phosphate exchanger SLC37A2. NCBI's taxonomy places the organism in Eukaryota, Metazoa, Arthropoda, Arachnida, Araneae, Theridiidae. Gene Ontology annotation, molecular function: transmembrane transporter activity. The record is from RefSeq and is a predicted model, not a curated record. Gene Ontology annotation, cellular component: membrane. Gene Ontology annotation, biological process: transmembrane transport.
UCACCUGGAAUACAAUCUAGUCAUUACUUCUUUCAGUAUUCAGCUGCUAUAAUGAAAAAGAGAAUAUCUAGAGGAAGGCCAGUUGGAGUGGUGUUUUUGCAAAGAUUCUUCACCCUUGGUAAAUAUCGACGUAAAGUCUAUCAAACAAGUGUCUUAUGUCUGACUUUCAUAGCUUAUACCGCUUAUCAUAUGUCAAGACGGCCUCUUGCAAUUGUCAAAAAUUCCCUGAAUCAAGACUGCUCUCGUCUGACACCACCUCCAGGAGUGAUUAUUAAUAAUAAUACUAGAGAUAAUUGGUGUGAUUGGGCUCCUUUUGAUCAAAGUAAUGCUAACAGACUUUUAGGAGUUCUUGAUGCUGUUUAUGUUUUUGCAUAUGCAGUAUGCAUGUUUGUAAGUGGAAUGUUAGCGGAAAGAAUUGAUUUACGAUAUUAUUUAGCUCUCGGAAUGCUUUUUAGUGGAAUUUUUACUUACUUAUUUGGUUUGGCAUUCUAUUUAAACAUUCACAGCUUCGCUUUCUUCGUAAUUGUUCAAAUACUUGGAGGCGCUGUACAAUGCACAGGUUGGCCAGGAGUAGUUUCUUGCGUCGGCAAUUGGUUUGGUAAAGCAAGAAGGGGACUUAUAUUUGGAAUCUGGAAUGCUCAUUUAUACGUAGGCAACAUUCUAGGAGCAUUUGUUGCCGGCCAUUUUGUAGCUUACAACUGGGGAUUAUCAUUCAUUGUACCAUCAGCUAUUGUUGGAUUCUGUGGAUUUGUAAUGUUUUUGUUCCUUGUACCACAUCCAGAGGUGGUAGACUGCGCAAGUCAUCAUGAAACUAGCAAACAAGGAGACCCCACACAAAAUCCACUUCUUAAGCCUGAAUCUUCUAUGAGAUCAGAGAGCAUGAGUAUUGAGGUAAAUGAAGCAUCUUUGGGACAGGAUGAACAAAACCGACAUAGAAACAAAAAAGCUAUCACUUUUUGGGAAGCAGUCAAAAUUCCAGGGGUCAUUGAAUUCUCUUUGAGCUUAUUCUUUUCAAAAUUAGUAAGCUAUACUUUUCUAUUUUGGUUGCCGAGAUACCUGGAUGCUGCAACUGGUGCAGGAUCGCAAGCAUCUGCCUUCAUGUCCAUAGCUUUUGAUGUUGGUGGCAUUCUUGGUGGCGUCAUUGCUGGUAUAAUUUCAGAUCACACGGGUGCCAGUGCAUUAACUUGUGUAGGAUUUCUUGGGCUAGCUGUUCCUUCACUCUUUAUUUUUCAAGCUUAUGGAAGUGUAAAUAAAGUCACUAACAUUAUUUUACAAGUGAUUUGUGGUGCAUUAGUGAAUGGACCUUAUGCACUAAUUACUACAGCUGUCGCUACAGAGUUAGGAACUCACAAAAGUAUUAAAAGCAACUCCAAAGCUUUAUCGACAGUUACAGCUAUUAUAGAUGGUACAGGAUCAGUGGGUGCCGCACUUGGCCCAUUGCUUGCUGGCUUAGUGUCUGAAACAUCAUGGGCCUAUGUUUUCUAUAUGAUGAUGUUUGCAGACUUGUGUGCUCUAUUAUCCCUCCUGCGAACAGCUCUAAGAGAAGCUAAAGAAUGUUACGGCCUUAGAUGUUUUAAAAGUGAUAAAAAUUCUUAUGAAACAAUAGAGUGAACAGUAUUUAAAUAAUUUAUUUUCUAGGAGUGCUCUCUAUAAAGUUUUAAUUUCUGUUUUUUGAAAAUUUUGCUUUUCAAAAUUACAAUUAGAAUUCCUAUUUUAAUUUUAUCUUUAGCUUGUAAAGAACUAAGGAUUUUUAAAUAUUCAUUUACUAUGUAAGUAUUUAUUCUUGUACAGUAUUUUUUCAUUUAAAACCAUACAAUAGUUCGUAAAUGGCAAAAACAUACUCAUACAUUCAUAAUCAUUUCUUUUAUGUGUUCUUUGUGAACGAUUUUAUUUAUUCUGUUAUUGUUUUUACUUAGUUGUUUCUAUAGUUUUGUGAUUUUUUUAAUUAUUUUCUAUGAACUGUUCUUCAUACUUGCUUUGAACUGUUAAAUUAUUUUAUUGUGGCUUAAUUAAGUAUUUUAAACUACUUUUCAAAUCAAAACACCCAAUUUGUAUAACAGAUUUUUAUGAAAUAUUAUCUACGUUUCAAGAAAUUUAUUUGUGUCAUUGAUGAAAAUUAUUUUGAUCAAUAUUUUUUAAAAAUCAAAAAUGAUUUCCAGAUUUAGUACCAUUUUAAAAACGAAUAGUAUUAUUGAACUUGGUUAUCAAAUUUAUUCACCAUAUUAUUGAUCACCAUACAUAUAU